Mercenaria mercenaria is the source of this 2425-nucleotide messenger RNA. RefSeq names its product RING finger protein 145-like. The transcript has 2 exons. The record is from RefSeq and is a predicted model, not a curated record. Bases 85 to 2034 code for a protein of 649 amino acids. Lineage: Eukaryota; Metazoa; Mollusca; Bivalvia; Venerida; Veneridae.
CGUUUAUCGUGCGCUAAAUAUACGUAUUUGUCAAUAUUUGGGUUUUCCUACUGAAAAUUCUUUGAAAAGAAUAACAUUUAGAUCAUGGAGACCGUAGAAAAAGGAGCUCAAUUUGUACCGAAGUAUACACAAAGAUUGUUUGAACAUAUUGAGAAACAAGCACUUCGAAUUGGUGAAAAAUAUGAUAAUUAUAUGGAUAAUACUUCACCCAGAAAGAAAUAUCUGUGUGAAAUAUUGCUAAGGGUUCCGUUGAUUUUCAUUAUUCACCAAUGGCUACUUCUCAGUCCGUAUUCUAAUUACUGGAUUAUUGAUAUUUUCCUCUUCAUCGUCCGAUACGGAGUUGUAUUUCCCCUGGUUGGAACAUGGGCAUUCAACAGCGGAGUCCUUCUGCAAGUAUACACUGUCCUUACAAUAGAUGUAGCCGUCACAUGGUUGAAACGAAUUGAUUAUUGGACACAUCAAGACGAAGAAUAUGGUAUUUGCCAUGAGAAGAAUGUCCUUGUUUGGACUAAUAUAACAGAACAAUCAAGGGUACCAGAGAUAUGUUCCAUUUCAAUGCAGAUUGUCUACCUUUGUUGCAGACCUGGAGCGUUCGCGCACAGAGGGAAAGUGCAUAUAUCCGCCUCGAUAUACAUUGGAUUGUUUGCGACCCUUGUUCCCAAUAUUCUAAGCGUUUUAAGUAUAUUUCCUUCUUUUCUGUCGGAAGUUUCAUAUUGGAUAGAAAGUACAUUAUUGAUAACAGUGUGUAUAUUUGAAGUAGGUUCAAAUAUGGAUGCAGAUAUUAAAGUUGAUGAAAAUAAAUUAAUGCUACUGACUGCCAAGCACACACUGACAAUUGAUGAGCAGACGAGACUAGAAUACAGAACUAGAAUUCAAGACUUACAACGACGUAUAGAAAAACGAAAUCAGGGUGGUAACUAUGCGGAUCGGUUUCCAGGCAAAUGGUUCAUGCGAGAUACAAUGCUUGCCUUUGGAGCUUUGUAUUUUCUCUUUACUCUUCUGAUCGAAAUUACCAUCUAUCAAACACAACUCACGUCUUUGUCGUCAUCCGAUACACUUUUUAAAGUAUUAACUGUUUGGUGCACGACACAUGUCAUUGUUGUUUUCAUUUCGUAUGGACUUGGACUUCUGUCUAAUCUGUGCGUUGCUCUGUGUCACAUAUUCCUAACUACUGAAAUAAUCAUAAUAGAGGCUUUCGAUGCGAACAUUGGUGGCAUUGUACAAGUAUCUGCGCUCAUAGCAUUUACUGAAGCAAACAUUUUGUCUUUAGAGUACACUGAAAAAUUAGAAGCCAUGAAAAUGGUAGUAUUCCUUUCAGUAUAUGCUAUAAUCUUCCAAACACUCGAUGUUCUGGAACAGAAAAUACUUAAUGCAGUUAACAGCGGCAUGUCCCCAGGUGUGUUAUUCUUCAUGAGGGUCGGGAUUCUGACAGGACUUCUUGCGACUGUCCCAACCUUUUUCACAAUUAUUGUAUCGGAACAUUUAGACAUAAAUCCAUGGCUUCUCUUUAUUGCAUCUGGAAAUUGUAUGCUAAUACUUCGAACUGUGUUUAUGUUUUUGGAAUGUACCUUCGUGUCUUUCACAUGGAACACUACACAGCAUCUAGGUAGAUUAGAAGACCUGAUACAUUACACGCAAGUAUCAAAGUGUCUGUGUCUGGUUGUACUAAAUACUUUGCAAAGUUAUUAUAAAUAUAUUUGUCCGUUUUUUAAAGGUUGGUGGUUAUUAAGACUUUUCGUAGCUGUAUUCAGCUGUUUGGUUGUGGUAUGUGGUUUUGGGAUGAUGGAAUUAAAAAGAUACAAUAGCCGAAACCGUUUGAGAUCACUCCUUAACAAUCUGCCAGAUGUAACGUUCAAAUCUACUAACACCACAAACGAAAAUAGUGCAGAGGAAACCCAAGAGUGUGCGAUUUGUUAUUCUUUUUUGUCAGAAGGGAAGACUUUACCUUGCAAACAUGCCUUCCACAAGGACUGCUUAAGAAGAUGGUUUCAAGUUAAGGCAGUUUGUCCUUUCUGUAACACUGAAAUCAAAUAAGUAAUUCUACACCUUUUGAAACUGAAAAGUUAGAACCUAGAAAUAAAAAGUAAAAAGUAAGAAAUUUGAAGUAAGAUGGUAGAAAUAAACAGUAUGUAAUUUGAAAUAAGAAGUAAGAAAUUAAAUGUCUCUUUUGGGCUUGCGUGCUAUAUAGAGAAGGAUAUGAAACUAGCCUCUACAGAUUAAUAAAAUGUUAAAAUACGGCUGGGGUGUACCUUCUGGCUAUUAUGAAACUCUUGUAGUGAGCCAUUAUGACCAAAAGCCAUACCACAACAAUUUAUGACAUUUUUAUCAUAUACCGAAGCUUUCAUAUUCAUGUUUCAUAUAUUGUCAACAUAUUCUAAUAGGUAUCAAAUAAAUUGUUUUUUUCCUCUUUCUUGUCACCUAAGUC